Molecule: messenger RNA, 2049 nt
Organism: Nematostella vectensis (starlet sea anemone)
Lineage: Eukaryota; Metazoa; Cnidaria; Anthozoa; Actiniaria; Edwardsiidae
Product: PGA biosynthesis protein CapA
Exons: 7
Coding region: 401-1576 (391 amino acids)
Source: RefSeq, a predicted model, not a curated record
GCACUUGAGCACAUAUGCCAUCACAGGUACCAGGCAAAGGUCCCGUGAUCUUGCCUGGUGGUAGCUGGUUGGAAUUCCGCAAAAAGUGAUACUGCUUCCAAAAUACGGACGAGAACAUCGCAUUUGGUCAAAAGAAGACGUGAACCUCCCGUGUGAAGAUCAAAGUGUCUAGCACCUACUACUUAGAUGGUAAAUAUGAGAAGACUCUGAAGCAAUCUUAUAAAAAACACGAGUAGCUGGUAAACAUGCCCAUCGACUUCUUUGCCCUUAAAGGCCUUGGAAAAGCGUGAAUUGGACUGAAUUGGACUUUUUUGAAGUUCAUUUGAUUUAAGAAGGAUUUUAGUUUGAAUAUCUUAUUCUCAAGUCAAACCCUUACUAAGCGCACAGCAAGGGAGAGCACAUGAAGACAGCGCAGACACCUUGCCUUUUAUUACUUACUCUUGUCUUCACGACUUCACAAGUGCUGACGACUGCAGAAGACGUGUCCUCGGCAACCAUUGACUUUGUUGGAGACAUCAGUUUUGAUGGCAUACAAAAAAUUUUCAACAACAUGGGGAUGUGUUCGUACAAUGACAGCCUCCGGUCGGUAGCACCCAUCUUGAGACAAUCAGACCUGGCAGUCGGCAACCUCGAGUCUCCUUACGGCACGAAAAACAUGAGGAAGAAUCACUUUUGGGGGAAACCACGGUUAAUGGGAGACGCUGAAAGUGUUACAGCAUUAAGGUUUGCAGGUUUUGAUAUUCUUGGUUUGGCCAACAACCAUCAGAAUGACUACGGGGAGGAGUCGCUUAACUACACUAUCUCCACUCUAAGAAGAACUGGUUUAAAGUGGUUCGGAGUCAAUUAUGGAAAAGCUGAUGAUCCACAAAGACCGCUGAUCGUCAAAGUAAAAGGGAUAAAGGUCGGCUUUCUCGGAUACUGCAACGUUAUCCACAAUGAUAGGUCGGCAAAUAGUCACUUUGACACUUGCAGAAGAAGGCGUGGCUCAUUGCUGGCCGGGCCUGCCAUUUACUCGCCCCAGUCUGCCUCACGAGAUAUCAACCGGCUCAAAGAUAAAGUCGAUGUUAUAAUCGUGGCAAUGCAUUGGGGAGCUGAAGGGAGCUUAAAGCCUAAUAGCAAUCAGACCAAAAUCAACAGUUACUUAUUGUCCCUUGGCGUCCAGCUUGUGAUUGGUUCCCACCCUCACGUUCUCCAGCCUCAUCAGAUGACAGGAAACACUUUAACGGCAUUUAGCCUAGGAAACUUCCUAUUUGGGCCGUGCACAGGAUUCCCUUUGAAAGGAUUUUAUUAUGACAGAAAACCAUCCAAGUUUUUAAUAAAAAAACUCAUUCAACAUACCAUGAGAGGAAGAGACCCGUCAUUAUUCUCGCGAAUUCUUCGCAUCACAAUAAACAAGCAAGAAGUACAAAAAGCUGAAUAUCUUCCGCUGCAGACAAAAUACAACUUCAAGACAGGAUGCUUACUGCCUGAGCAGUACCCAAGACAAACCUGGAUAGAAGUCUGCGGGAGAAAUGACAUACACUGCCUCCACAGGAAACAACACUGGCUUCAAAAGUCAAAAACAGCAAUGGAUUGAGCAAUUGUUAAUGGCAGAUUUUGUUUACCCAUUUAGAUUCCGUAUUCUCAGACGAGGAUGUUAAGCCAGAGGUCCCUUCUUUCAUUGCACUUCAUGAAAUGCUAUUGGGAGAUGUACAAGAGCAGCUGUGGACUCUGGACCAUAGUAACUUCUUCAGUGACAGUGCUCACACACAAACCCACACUCAUGAAUGUAAACUAUGUGGAGCAGUCUCUCUAUGAACUGAUGAGUAACGUCAGAUCCAUGUGAAGUGUAUUUGCUAUCAUGUCUCACGUUUUUCUAAACUUGUUCUUUUGGGAGCAAUGUAUGUAUGGUAUCUUAUAGUUUACUGUCGCUUUGUGACUGUUUUUGCUGGCCCGUGUAAACAGUAAAUAUGUACCAUAAUUAUGCAGGGUUUCUGAUUCCCUGUAAGAGUUUCUAUGGCAACCAUUACAACCACGUUUAAGAAAUCAAUAAAUCAGGUAAUUAUCAGC